Messenger RNA from Dinoponera quadriceps, 1194 nucleotides. RefSeq lists its product as uncharacterized. The transcript has a single exon. The coding region runs from base 1 to 1194 and encodes 397 amino acids. Lineage: Eukaryota; Metazoa; Arthropoda; Insecta; Hymenoptera; Formicidae. The record is from RefSeq and is a predicted model, not a curated record.
AUGCAAAAGGCUGUUACAGAAGAAAAAGAAAUGUCGUCAAAAGAAGGACAGAACUUAGGAAUUACUGUUUCAGGGGAUGGCUCUUUGCGCAAAAGAGGAUUUUCAUUUCUUUAUGGCUUAACAUCUCUAAUCGGAUGGUUCACGAGAAAAGUUAUAGAUGUUGAAGUAAAAUCAAGAUAUUGUAAGGCAUGUGAUAACUGGAAAGGACAGGAAGAUACUGCAGAGUAUGAUGAGUGGUAUAUUACGCAUAAAGAAACUUGUAAAUCUAAUCACGAAGGCUCCGCUGGAAAAAUGGAGGUUGAUUCUGUGGUCGAGAAGUUUAAGCGCUCUGAGGAAUUGUAUAAUGUUAAGUAUGUCUCGUACAUCGGCGACGGUGACAGUAAAACUUAUAAGGGAAUUGUAGAUGCACAACCUUAUGGAGAUCAGAUUGUAAAAAAAAAAGAGUGUGUUGGGCAAGUCCAGAAAAGAAUGGGUUCAAGACUACGUAAUUUAAAAAAAAAAACUAAAGGAUUUGGCGGCGCAGGAAAGCUUACCGGUAAAUUAAUUGACGAACUCAGUUUGUACUAUGGAUUAGCAAUAAAAAGAAACUCAGACAAUAUUAACAACAUGAAAAAAGAAAUAUGGGCUACUCUUUACCAUAAACUUUCAACCGACGAAAAACCGCAACACAAUCGAUGCCCGUCUGAUGCUGAUUCAUGGUGUACAUGGCAGAGUGCAAAAGCUACGAAUAUUCUCGCUUCUUACAGCCAUAAGAAGCCGCUAAAUGAGGAAGUUUUUAAAGCUAUUCAACCCAUUUAUGAAGAAUUAACAAACGAUGAUUUACUUACUAGUUGUUUGGGAGCUUACACUCAAAACAGUAAUGAAAGUUUUAAUUCUACGGUCUGGAACUUGGCACCUAAAAACUUUUCCAGCGGUAAAAUGGUUUUAGAUAUAGCUACAGAUAUUGUUGUUUGUACAUUUAACGAUGGUAUCAGUAGUGUUAUGAACAUUAUGAAAGUCUUAAAUUUGUCAAUAGGACCGAACUGCUAUAAUUUUUGCUUAGAAGUUGAUGCUUUGCAAGUCGAUCAGGCUAAACGAUCAAUGAGCGAAGUAGCAAAGAUUGCGCGCGCCAACAUACAAUCGGUUAGAAAAUCAAAAGAUGAGGAAAAUAUUGCUAUAGAAAGUCAACUUUAUGGAGCUGGUAUUGCAGACUAA